AUGGCGUUGGUUGGACAAAGCCUUAUGGAUGAUGCAGUGGAUGACUGCGAGUUGAUCCCUGUGGCUUUAGUAAAUGACCACCACUUCUGGGCCUUGAAACCUGACGAAGCUGAAAGCAAAGAGGAUGACCACGCAGGUCUUGCCGAGUACCCAACAAGUGCAGGCAUCGACCCUUGGCUUGAACAUGGAGCAGUUCAGGAGAUGCAACUCAUUGAGUGCCUUUCAUCUUGGAAGCCGUUUGAUGAACCAACGCAUGAUUUGGUUGAAGUCUUCACUGCGCUGUGUGAUGCUGGCGCGGCCUCGAGCUCUGACACAGCACGCGCCCGGCAAAUGGCUUUAGCUGAGCUGUCAAAACAAGAUCAAGCCUACCUUGCUCUCCCCCAAGAGAAGAAAUACCAGCGCGCGGAGCGGGCACUUCGCGCCUGCAAAUCAAUCCUUGGUUCUGAUUGCCCCAUGUUGUUCAACCAAAGCCGUGCAGCUCGCAUGAGACACUCUUUGCGAUUCCAAGCCUACUGUGACUUAGCAAAUAUCAGCAAGGCAAUCAGCGAAGAAUGUUCCAAAGGAAAAGCCUCCCACGAAUGUCUGUGUCUUUUCAGGCAGACACCGCAGCUUGUGAGAAAUUUUCGGAUGCUUUGGGCCAGCUUGCCAAAGCCUGAACGUUUUGAGAAACUCAUCAAGUUCAUGAAGGACACAGAAGGUCACACAAGCACAUUUCGUUUCUUGGGGGUGUCUGUGUGCCAGAAAGCAUUCCAACUGUUGACGGGUGUCUCUUCCAAAGUGCUGCAGAACGCCCGGGAAGCAAUCCAAAAGAGACAAGAUGCACGAGCCUGGCUGGAGAAGCACGCUGAGCUGUAUGGUGAGCAAUCACCAAUGACAGGAUGCACAUAUCUUCCAUGGGGUCGCAGAAGUGAAUACUAUGCCCUCUACCUUUUUGAGCGGUCCCUAGAUGGGGACUUGGCCCAUCUGGAUGGCCAGGCGGCCGACCAGAAGACUUUCAUGGCAGCAUGGCGGUGUGAGGCAUUCCAUGUGCAGAUCGCUUCUCGCACCAGCAUGUUUGUGGCUUGUGCUGCCUGCAAGUUCUUGCAAGGUUUGAUAGCAGGAACUGGUCGUGAGCAGGAUGCUUUGCUUCAAGCUCUUCGGUAUCGGCUGGGCAGACAUUACUCCUUCCAAGCUAGCCAAAGGCUGGCAGAUGAGAAACUCAUGGAAGGGGCAAGGCGGUCAAUUCCGCUCAUGAAAACUGGGCACGUCAUGGUCAUCGGGCUGGUGGCAUCCAUUUGGUCUGGCACUGGUGGCCAUGACGACUUGACUUUCACCACUCUCUGGGAAGAUAGCAAGCAUGGUGGGAAUAUGCAGUCGAGCCUGCUUUUCAUGAACCUACAUUCCAAAUGUGUUCAGACCAACAGCGUCCCUGAGAGUGUGAUCUUGAGCGCCGACAACACUGCGAAAGAGGCAUUUUCACGUGUGAAGGCUGCACUGCUUGGCAAGAGUUAUUUGUCAGAACCUGACAUGGCCAAGAUCAUCAUGGACUCUCUACCAAGCUACAACAUUCGUUGGAAUCACUUGGCGGCAUCUCUCAACUUUGAAGGUCUUCGGUCACUGCUGGGCAUAGAUUGCCACAACCUGAGAAAUGUGCAUGACCUUGAGCUCUUCAGGUCGGAGGGUGGAAUUUUCUGCAGAUGGAAGCAGUACAUGAGUGAUGAUGUUUGGUCAAAGCCUCGGUUGCUAGUACGUCCAGAGCACAUCCAUGUUGUGGCAAAGGCUGUGCCGGACCCAAUCCAACACUCUUUCUCUGACACUCAAAAAGCGAAGUUCGAAGACUUCUUGAACAAAUUUGAGAUGCUGAUGGCUUCAACCAACAUGCUGGGAGAGAAAGAGAGGGAAGGCAUGAAGUGGCUGAAAAAACACACAUCCACUGACAUGGGUUACGAGAUGCCGCUGAAGCAAAUGAUCUCCGAAAUUGAGAUGGCAAACCGUGGAACUGCGUGCAGAACUAUGGUGGACACUCUCCACGAAGUGCCUUCUGACAUUCUGUACGCCAACUGCCCAGGAGCUGACAUUCCAGGCCUUCCAUUGGAAAGCUUGAUGACGGUGGAGACCACCCAUGGAUCAGAGAAUGUUAUGCCAGCUCUUGACCUGUGCUGUGUCAACAUGGACUUCGUGAUUGUGAAGCAUAAGUACGGGAAGCUCAAGUUCGUUCUCGGCCAAGUGAUCGACAUAGACCAUGAAGAGCAGUCUGCAAUUGUCGAGUGGUGGCAUCCUGAGAUGGCCAAGGAGGCCAGCAUGCGUCAAGGAAGGAAACGUCAAAUACUGGAUGUUUUUGGACCGUGGGUCCCCAGCGAACAAGUGGUCGUGCAAAACCUGGAGCCAUUGCCCCCGUCGGUGAUCAGCUCGGAAAAAAUCCUCUUGUGGGGGUUUGAGCUUGAAGAAGAGAACAAACUUCCCUUUUCCGUCUUUGACCGCCUCAUGGAAGAUGGCAUUGAUGUCACUGGUUUGACCAUUUCCAGCACGUCCCGGGGAAAUUUGUACAGAGCCCACCGGCUGAUGAAGCAUUGA
Molecule: messenger RNA, 2553 nt
Organism: Cladocopium goreaui
Lineage: Eukaryota; Dinophyceae; Suessiales; Symbiodiniaceae
Source: the annotation of a GenBank genome assembly